Vicugna pacos (alpaca) is the source of this 1084-nucleotide messenger RNA. RefSeq names its product chromosome 21 C1orf56 homolog (gene C21H1orf56). Lineage: Eukaryota; Metazoa; Chordata; Mammalia; Artiodactyla; Camelidae. Gene Ontology annotation, biological process: regulation of cell population proliferation. The record is from RefSeq and is a predicted model, not a curated record.
ACUUCGACCGCCGCCGCCACCGCCACCGCCACCGCGACGCAGCGGGACACUUUCCGCUUCGGGGGCCCUAUGACCCACAGCUACCGGACCACUGCCCGGAGCCGUGUUACCCAGAAAAUAAGGGUAACAAUGGAGGAUGAGGAUGACAUUGUGGCCGCAGCCGACCGCAUGGCAGGCCCGGCUGCUGCCGAGCUCUUGGCCUCCACGGUGUCCACAGGUAGCCGGUCGCGUUUGGCGGAGGAGGAGGAUGGGUCUUUGGAAGAAGGAGUAGUAAUUUACACCAGAAAGAAUGACACUGGCUCGGAGACUUCCAGUACGAUUCCCACCCGAGGGUUUGCAGCGAAUGGCCAUGAUCCUGAAAACACUAUGAGUUCCAGCCAGCCGCCCUCCACUGGGAAGACCGCUGCGGAUCAGCCGUUCUCCGACGGCACCCGGAGCCAAUGGUCAACAGCAAGGUCCUCCUCGAACCCGUGGCCACCGCCCUCGCCCACAGCCAUGCCAGCUCCCGAGGAUCUGCAGCUGGUGCUGGGGCCCUGGGGCCCGUGGCACUGCCACUGCAAGUCAGGCACCAUGAGCCGGAGCCGGGGCGGGAAGCUGCACGGCCUUUCCGGGCGCCUCCGCGUUGGGGCCCUGAGCCAACUCCACACUGAGCACCGACCUUGCACCUACCACAUAUGCCCCUGCAACCGGCAACGGGAGGAGUGCCCCCUGGACGCAGGUCUCUGUCCUGACACCAGCUGCACCACUCAGACCACCACUAAGGCCACCACCACCACCACCACCACCCCCAUUCCUCCCCUGGUCACCAGACUCAGACCCACCCCCUUCAUCCCCAGCCCCAGCCCCAGGUACAGCUCAGCCCUUGCUUUUUGGAAACGGGUCAGGAUUGGGCUGGAGGAUAUUUGGAACAGCCUCUCUUCAGUGUUCACAGAGAUGCAACCAAUAAACAGAAAUCAGAGGUAAUGGCCACUUCGUCCACAAGAGGAGGUGUCAGCAUCUCUACCUCUCCUCCCCUUUCAAUCCCAGCACCCACUGGAUAUUUUUAGUACAAAAAACAAAACUAGGAAAAACAAAACCAAAAACA